This is a messenger RNA of Aspergillus steynii IBT 23096, 1113 nucleotides long. RefSeq names its product uS17 family ribosomal protein. Gene Ontology annotation, molecular function: structural constituent of ribosome. The record is from RefSeq and is a predicted model, not a curated record. Gene Ontology annotation, biological process: translation. The coding region runs from base 220 to 891 and encodes 223 amino acids. The transcript has a single exon. NCBI's taxonomy places the organism in Eukaryota, Fungi, Ascomycota, Eurotiomycetes, Eurotiales, Aspergillaceae. Gene Ontology annotation, cellular component: ribosome.
GGCUUCCCAAGCUCGACCAUUCACCCUGGUCGACCAUCUUGUUUCCAAGGUCUCGCUGCUCAAGAAUUUUUGCGGCUGGAUUGUGAACCUCAGCAUCCCACUCGCAUCACCAACAGAACCUGUCUUACGCGCCUUCGAGAUUGUCCCCGGCCCUAUUGCUUCGAGCGACUGUGAUACCCACGAGAAGCAUUGGACUGGAUCUUUCUAUCACCAAAAGAAAUGUCUCCGAGUAACAUCUUGAGGGCUAUGCAGCCCCUGCGAUCAUCCGUUCUCAGAACCGUGACGGGCUCGUCCCCAGCUGCGCGCUAUCUUCAGCCUUCAACACCGAGUCUCAACUCCGGGCUGGCAUCAUUCCGACGAUCCAAUUCUUCUACCACCACUCCUCCUGCCGAGUCACAGUCAGAAACGUCGACACCGUUAUCUACUCCCCCCUCUCUCCGAACUUAUCCCUACACGCUCAAGAAGGGCACCGUCGAAUCGGUCGGCCGUAUGGACCGCACUGUCCGCGUCAGCCACCGUCACACCAGCUGGGAUUCGCACCUCCAAAAGACCUUCCCCAAGGUCACUACCUUCUUGGUGUCCGAUCCGAACAACUCUCUCCGUGAGGGUGAUGUGAUUGAAUUCUCCUCCGGAGCUCCUAAGAGCCGAACUGUGCACCACGUCGUGGAGCGAAUUGUUGCCCCCUUCGGAUCGAACAUCGAUGAGAGGCCGCCGGUGAAGACGCGCGAGGAGAGGGAACUCGAGCGAGCGACUAAGAGAGCGGCCAAGUGGCAGCGUCGGGAAACCAGGAGAUUGGAGCGUGGAGGUGAGGGUGUGAAGGAGCAUGUGGGCCGCGUCAAGAGGCUGGUCGCCGAGCGAACCGGCGGCGGCGUGAACGAGGCGUCGGCUUGAUCCUGUCGACUGGCUCUGUAAUCCUUGGAGUUUUCGUUGUUCUUUUCCUAGUUGGCCCUUGCGUUUACGAUUGUAUAAGAUAAAGGGAAGGAGAUGCAAGGUCUCAAGAGGGCUUGUUGUCUUGUCCAAGCGUUGAUAGAUGGCUUGGUUUCAAGUGUAUAUUAUACUUCCAUCAUGCAUAAUCAUGCAGCUGUUUCAGUCUAUUGUGUCUAGCCUGUCAAU